AUGAGCAAUUCAUCUAAACUUAAGCCUAAUAAUCAUUUGCUAGCGUAUGAGGCUGCAGAAGCUAAAUGUAAAGAAAAGUAUCCUAAAAUUGAAGUAAUAAUACUUACCACCCCAAAAUCUAGGAAUGCAUGGAUAUAUCGAAUACUUAAGUUGAUAUGAAAUUGUGCAAAUAAAUGUUAGAAAGAUUCUCAGAAUGUUUCAAUGUUCAUAAACCAGUUGCAUAUAUGUAAUUAGGAAAAUAAAGAGAUUGA
Molecule: messenger RNA, 251 nt
Organism: Paramecium octaurelia
Lineage: Eukaryota; Ciliophora; Oligohymenophorea; Peniculida; Parameciidae
Source: the annotation of a GenBank genome assembly